This is a messenger RNA of Vicia faba (fava bean), 1602 nucleotides long. NCBI's taxonomy places the organism in Eukaryota, Viridiplantae, Streptophyta, Magnoliopsida, Fabales, Fabaceae. The record is from the annotation of a GenBank genome assembly.
AUGUCUAGAAAGAUUUCGAUAGGUUGGAAGUACGGCGAACUCAUCAGAAUCAAUAAUUCCAAAGAACCCGAUCAUGUUAACCUCGAUGAUCAACAAGACUCGAAGAAAGAAGAAGAAGAAGUACCGGAAUCGAGUCUUCCUCCUCAAAUCGAUUCGAAGAAGAAGAAGCUGCUUAUUCUGAAUCUCAAUGGCUUUCUCAUCCGCAAAAUUCAUAUUCUUGAUUACUUCAGAUGCGUUUUCCUCCCGAAUCGUGUAGCUGAUUACCGAUUCUUAGAUACUAUACUUUUUAAGAGGCCGUUUAGCCAAGAGUUCAUGAGAUUCUGCUUACAAAGAUUCGAAGUUGCAAUCUGGUCUUCUGCAGUAGAGAAGAAUGUGCGUGGUGCUUUAACAUGUGCUAUAGGAGGAGAUUUAGUAGAUAAGCUGCUAUUUGUUUGGGAUCAAUCCCACUGUAACAACACUGGGUAUAAAUCUAUGGAGAAUGCUCAAAAGCCUCUUUUUCUGAAAGUAUUAGAACAUGUGUGGAAUCAAUAUCCAUCAUAUUCUGCUUCUAAUACUUUGUUGAUUGAUGAUAAACCCUAUAGAACCAUCCAUAAUCCGGUAAACACAGCGAUUUUUAUCGAAUCGUAUGAUUUAGAGAAUGAAAUGGACAAUUUCCUCGAUCCAAAUGGUGCACUAUGCGAGUACUUGAAUGGAGUUGCUGAAGCUGAGAAUGUUCAGGAAUAUGUUGAACAUUAUCGUUUUGGUUUACCACCAAUUACGCCCGAACAUCGUGAUUGGGAUUUAUUCAUGCUGAUUAGUUACAGUACUUUUGGAACUCUCGUCAAAGUCAAGGAUAUGCGAGAAGAGGAAAAUGUUAAUGAUGAAGGCUCAGAAGAUGAACUAGAAUUGAAUCUUCCUGUUGAGAACAACAUCAAUGCUGAAGUUGAACCUAAGGAGAAGAAGUUGCUUAUUAUGAAUCUUAAUGGCUUUCUUAUGCGCAGAAUUAAUCUUGCUGAAUGGGAAAGUCAUCCUUCGACUCGAGUCCCGGAUUACCUAUAUCGUAACUUUCUUCUUUUUAAGAGGCCAUAUAGCAAAGAGUUUAUGAGAUUCUGUUUAGAAAGAUUUGAAGUUGGGGUUUGGACUUCUGCUAGAGGGCAUAAUCUGGAUGGUGCUUUAACCUGUUGUAUAGGAGGAUUAACAAAUAAGCUACUUUUUGUUUGGGAUCAAAAUUCAUGUUGGGAUACUGGCUUUAGAGCAUUGGAGAGCUUAGGGAAGCAUCUAUAUAUCAAAGAAAUACAUAGAGUGUGGGGAUCAAUAGAUAAUGGGCGACGCUAUUCUUGUGCUAACACUUUGGUGAUUGAUGACAAACCAUAUAGGGCUGUUCGUAAUCCUAUGCAUACAACAAUUUUUACUCAGCCAUAUGAUAUAGAUGAUGAGGAGGACAAUUUGCUUGAUCCAGAAGGUGAACUGUGUAGGUACUUGAAUGGAGUUGCUGAAGCUGAAGAUGCUGGAGAGUAUGUUCAACAACAUCCUUUUGGUUUACCUGGAAUUACACCAACUCAUCCUGAGUGGGAGUAUUACGCAGCAUUUCGCCUCGCUUAUCAUGGGAAUGGAUUUCAUUAA